Chlorella variabilis is the source of this 1854-nucleotide messenger RNA. RefSeq lists its product as hypothetical. Gene Ontology annotation, molecular function: arabinosyltransferase activity. Gene Ontology annotation, biological process: cell wall pectin biosynthetic process. The record is from RefSeq and is a predicted model, not a curated record. Lineage: Eukaryota; Viridiplantae; Chlorophyta; Trebouxiophyceae; Chlorellales; Chlorellaceae. The coding region runs from base 1 to 1854 and encodes 617 amino acids. Gene Ontology annotation, cellular component: Golgi apparatus. The transcript has 12 exons.
AUGGGCCGGCUACAGCAGCGAUGGGCGCUGCUGGCCCUCACCUGCGUAGCCAGUAUAUGCAGCGGCGCCAGAGCGGAGCCGCAACUGCCCAGCAGGCGGCUAGGCGCAGCUCUGUCCGCAGGCGGCGGUAGUGGCGGCGGCGGCGGCGGAGGCAGGGAGCCACAACUAGGCAGCGGGCGUGCCACGCAGCAGGCCGCGGACGCGACAGCAGCAGGAGCAGCAGAAGGAGGAGGAGGCGAAGCAGCCAGGUGCCCCGAGCUUUCCAGGGAGCUGCUGCAGCAGCAGGCCAAGGAAAACACAGCGAUGCUGGCCGUGGCCAACACUGCGCAGUGGGACUUUGCGCUCAACUGGAUGCAGCACGUGCAGCGGGCGGGCAUCACGUAUGCUGUGGUGGCAGCCUCGGAUGUGCAGACCUCGCAGCGGCUGGCAGCCCUGGGGCAGGCCUGUUUCGAAUGGAUCGACGAGGAGAUCCCAAAGCUGGGCCUGAAAUGGGGGGAGGAGGGCUGGCGGCGCAUGACCUGGGCUAAGGUGUUUGUGCUGGAUGCGGUGGCCGACUGGGGGUUCAACCUGGUGAUCUCAGAUGUGGAUGUGGUGUGGUUCAGAGACCCGCUGCCGCUGUUCGCCAAGCACGCGCACGCAGACCUGAUCUUCAGCGAGGACGGCACCCAGUCGAUCAACAGCCCUGGGGACGACGGCCUGGAGACGAACGGGGACGCCUACCACGACUUCAACACCGGCGUCUACCUGCUGCGCCACAACGCCAACACCACGGCGUGGGCCCACGCCUGGCGCGCCCACUUUGAUGCCUGCCGCAUGCACGACCAGCACUGCGCGUACGAACUGAUGCGCACGCAGGCAGGGCCCGCGCACCCGCAGGACCCUCGUGUGAAGGCAGGCUGGCGCAACAGAGUGUACGUCGGAAUACUGCCUCCCAGCAUAUCGAUGAACGCCCACACUUUCUUCCUGCAGAAGCUGCACAAGGUGAAGGGGGUGGACCCUUACGUGGUGCACCUCACCUGGACCUACAACGGUACCCCCGGCAAGCGGUCCCGCAUGCGCGACAUGGGCCUGUGGCACGACCCCCCCGAGUACUACGCCCAGGGCAGCUUCGUGACGGUGGACGUGACGCUGCCAGAGAAGCCGCCCUCGUACAACGAGUGGAACGAGAACGAGGACAUGAUUUCUUUCUACCUGGAAACCAUCCACUCCCAGCUGCAGCAGGCGUACGUGGGCAUGGCGCUGGCGCUGGCCGCCGGCCGCGCCUUUGUGCUGCCAAAGUUCCAGUGCUACUGUGAGAAGAUCUGGUAUGGGGUGGUGCGGUGCCGCGUGGUGGACGCCCAGUCCAUGCCCUUCCCCGUGCCCUGCCCCCAGGACUACCUGUUCGACCCCGCAAACUACGACGACGCCCCCGAGGCCUGGGGCCCGCCCCUGGCCAUCCGCGAGGCCUCUUUCCUCGAGAACGAACGCACGCCGGCACAGGUCAAGGACUCUGUGCUGAUCAUCCAGCCCUCGGCGGCGCUAGACUGCAGCGACUGCGUGAAGGAGGGGGCGGGGCAGGUGCUGCUGGUGCCGCCCGCGCUGCCCGACGCCCAGCUGCUGCCGCUGCUGGAGAAGUACCGCAGCUACCGCGUGUGGCGCCUCAACUUUGCGGGGGUGGGCGCCACGAAGCGCGCCUACGGCGGCUUUGGCGACGCGGCGGCGGCGGCGGCCUUUGACCGGCGUGUGGACCACAUGACCACAGAAUUCUGCUGCAGGCGGGAGGAGGAGGCGCCGCGCUACCACAAGUUUGAUGCCCUCAUCGUCAAGCUCAACAUGACGACACAGUUUCGGUACAGCGGCGCCAACCAGGCGUAG